AGAUAAAAAUGGGGAGAGAAAGAGGGAGAGUCCACGGUGGCAGCGUCGAGGUUCGAACCCUGGACGGAGGGCCAGGACUGGCCAAGGUAACCUGGGCUGAAGGGGCUAGGCUGAGAUAGUAUUCGAAGGAAAAGGACGGAGGUGGGAUUUGAAGCGGCGUCUUCAUCUCAUUGCAUGGCUGGAUUGAGACGCCAUCUUUACUCCAAGGCCACCGAGACCAUUCAUCAUGGAAUGUGCUGAAGUGACCAUCAAGCAAGAGCCCGAUGAAUAUAUAAUCGACUGUGAUGACGAACCGGAUCGCUCCGAGGAUGAGCCUUUGUCCACGGAGCUUGACUUCCCUGAAAGUCGCGGGUCUCACUUGCCGAGGGGAGCUAUUGCCAUCCAAUCAAAGGAGAUCAUGAAGAUCCCCUGUCUCGAUUGCAAUAUAGUGUUCUCGAGCCAGAUCGCCAUGUUGUGCCACAAGGUGUUUUUCCACAUGCAUCACUACUGUCCCUUCUGUCAGAUCGUGUUCAAAUCCGGACAGGACAAAUCCAUUCACAUGAUGAUGAAUCACAGUGAGCACAAAUGCGACCAAUGUCAAUUGGAGUUUAUCUCGUUCCACGAGUUCCAGAUCCAUCGUCUCGAGGAGCACCAGAUUUUUCAUUGCCCUUUCUGUGGUUACCUGAUCCCCGACACGAGCCUUGAGAUCCAUUUGAAGAAUCACUUCAUCGAGCCCGAGGUGACGGAAGGAACGAAAAAGGUUGUAUCACUCUUCGAUAAGAACCUCCAAAUUGUGGGCGACGAGACCCGUUUCAAGCUCAAAUGUAGCCUCUGUUAUAAAAGGCUUGCCCGAACAAAAGUAUUCUCUCACAUUCGAUAUCGCCACAACUUCCACCCCGACUUUGCCGUGGCGUUUCUAGCUCAAUGCAAUUUUACCAUUAACGAAGACAUCUAUCGGACCCUCUUGGAUGAACCGGUUCGGAAACGAAGGCAAGACCCAUUAAAUGGGCCUUUGGAAGCUUCACCUCGAGCUCCCAGUUCCUGUGGUUCUCCACGGAGCCCUCUUCCUCCUUUCAAGUUGGUCGGAUCCAAGGACGAAUACAAGUGCUCUGUGCCUGGUUGCUCCGUAGUGAACAGUGACUCUGGUCUUCAUCUGCUUCUGGACCAUGGACAGGUGUAUUGCCAUCAUUGUGACGAAUUUUUCUCCAGCAUGCCCGAGCGCAAUGAGCACUGUCUACUCACUCACGUAUACCAAUGUUCCAUGUGCGAUUUGCCAUUCGUGUCCUGGUUCAAACUGCUGGAGCACCGAAUCGAUGUCCAUCACAACUACACGUGCGUGUUUUGUCCCAACUUGAUCAUCAACUCGUUUGAUCCAUUUGCCAAGCAUUGGAAGCAAGCUCACGAAGUGAAUAACGACAACAUGUGUCGACGGGAGGAAUUCCGAUUAGCCACGCUCCUCAUCCACACCAACUUAUUCGAGAUCAAUCGGGAAGCGCAGACCCUUCAAUGCAAUAUCUGUUGUCGACGGGAAAUGUCAUUGGAGGACAAGCCAUUGAUCAGGAAUCAUUUCACGGAGUUCCACAAGGUGUACCUCCCGCUCCUCUUUUAUUUCUUCAACGGAUUGAACUCGUUCUCAUUGGAAAAGAGUGAAAGAGGCUUGUUGGACGACAUCGAGGCCGGUGACCCGAUUGUGUCGGAGGUCCAACAAGCCAAAAUGCAUAAUUGAAUCGUAUGCAAAGAAAGCUUUCGCACUAGCGAGGCUGUUCAAUCUCAUCUGAUCACCGAGCACAUGCAGCCUACCAACAAAGAUCCGAUCCAGGAAUCCCAGGAUAAGGAGGGAUCCAAAGAGGACGACGAUUCCAAGGCUGAGAUCACCGAAUCCUCCUUAGAUGUGCCAGACCUGUUUCCGGAUGACGUGGAAAACGAUUUGAUCGAGCCCUUAGUCAAAAUGGAAACCGAUUGCGAACCCGGCCCAAGCACCGAAGUCGAGGUCAAUCCAGAUCUACCUGAACAAUUUUUAGAGACCGACUCUGGAUCCGAGAAUGAUCUCGAGUUGGACGACGGCGAUAUUUGGCAGGCGGGCCCCUUGCCCAAAAAAGACACCGUGAUCGAUCCCGACGAGAUCGAGGGAGAUGUGGGCAAGUCACCUGUGUUUCUAUCCUGCGAGAUUUGCCACAAGAUCUUGCCUUCAAUGUUGGCCUUUAGUCAACAUAUGCGUUCAGAUCACAAGGACAGUGAGCAAGAACGAAACAAGCCGUACAAGUGCGAGAUCUGCGGACAAGGGUACUACUUACUGCCCAGCCUGAAUGCGCACAUGAGUAAAGGCCACAAGGUGGUCAAUGGAAAGGCUACCUUUCCUUGUAAGUUCUGUUCUGCAGUGACCAACUGCAAAACCAAUCUGAAGCGACAUAUCCGGAGAGUUCAUCCGGAACUAGCUGUACAGGAUUCGGAACUAUCCAUCCGAUGCGAGUUUUGCGAAGAAGCCUUUUGGCGUGAAUCCGAGCGACUUCGACAUGUCCUGAAAGUUCAUCCAGAGAUGAAGAUUGUCGCCAAAUGUCGACUUUGCGACCAGAUAUCGGUCAAUCGGAAUGCUUUGAGACGUCAUUACGCUCGAAUGCAUCCUGGGGAAUCAAUCGAAGGGAUAUCUUGCACAAAAUGUGACCAGACCUUUGGCACGAAGCAAGAGUUGUAUAAGCACUCCAAAGAAGCUCAUCCCGACAUUUAUCAAUGCAACCAAUGCGAGGAGAAAUUCAAGAUCCGACGCGACCUCGAUCGUCACGUCAAAGAUACCCACCCAGCCUUGAAGGAGCGCGAAUUCUCGUGCGAACUUUGCGGCUCUGUCUUUGACAAUAAAGCCUCGCACAUGGCCCACAUGCGCUCACACAAGAACAAAUCUCCCAAAUUCAAGUGCAGUCUUUGUGGGGAGAAAUUUCCAACGAAAGAAGAAAAGUUGGCUCACUAUGAGGAAGCUCAUCCGGGAGAGGCCCAAUUCAAGUGUGCCACGUGUGGUGUGGGUUUCAAUUCCAAGGGAGCCUUUCACAAUCACAAAAAGACGCACGAGGUCCAAUCGUUCAUGUGCGAAUAUUGUGAUAAGAGUUUUAAUCGGAGGGACUCGUACAAGGAGCAUCUUUUAAUCCACACCGGUCCCAGGUACCGAUGUCCUCAUUGUCCCAAGGAAUUCGUUCAAAAGUCGAACUUGAACCGGCACAUCCGGAUCCAUCUGAACAUCAAGCCGUACAAUUGUAACUAUUGCGAAAAGACCUUCUCAGAUCGCGGAGCUUGCAAAUCACAUGAAAAGCUUCACACGGGAGACCAGAGGAAGCCCUGCAAAUUCUGCGGGCAGAUCUUCUCCCGUGGCCAGAAGCUUCGAUAUCACAUGCGAAUCCACACAGGUGAAGGUCUGCUUAAGUGUGACUUGUGCGACAAGGUCUUUACCAACGGCUACUCCAUGAAGAAACAUCUCUCCACGGUACAUUCCAAUGCGGGCGAGUCAUGUAUUGUGUGCGGCUUCGCCACCAAGAACACCAAGGUCCUGGCCAGUCACAUCAAGAAGAACCAUCCUAACUUCGGGAGCCGUUGCAAAGAUUGCGGAUUGGCUUUCCGCUCGUUCACCGAGCUGAAUCGUCACAUUCACUCGGUUCAUCGUGGAGAACGGCGAACGGGUUUCAGUUGUCGCCAUUGCGACGCCAUCUUCAACAGCCAGACGGACAUCCGAACUCAUCUCAUCGAGGAGCACCAAAUCAACGAAGAUCACGCCCUGCAUUUCUUGAACCAUUUCAAGAACGAGCAAGACAUCUCGGUUGGCUCUGAGGCAUCCAAUGCGAUCCUCUGAGCCCCGCCAUCCAGCCGAGUCGAAUCAAAGCGCGGUGGUUUCCGAACCUCCCGUCUACACGUGUCACGAGUGUCAAGCCGAGUUCAACUCCAUGCAGUUCCUGUUCAGCCAUUGGAAAGCGGAAGUGUCCCACAAGCCGGAAAAGCAAUGUUCUAUUUGUUCGAAGAAAUUUAAAUCGCAUUUACAAGCAAAUAACCACCAAAUGGCCAAACAACGCGGGCCAUCACAAACCCGACAUGAAAACCGAAGUUGAUUCAGAUGAGGCGGAAAUGAAAGACGGCGAAUGGCCGGAGGGUUUGGAGCCCGCUAUUGCAUUAAAUGUAGAAGAAAACACACCAGUGAUACCAUUAAAGUGGAAAUUCAAGAAGGAUCUUAAAACAGCUCGUGAUUCGUCUUUUCAUUCAUCUCCAACGGUAAUAAAAUGUUCACCCGAUGAUGAA
This is a messenger RNA of Tigriopus californicus, 4251 nucleotides long. Its product is annotated as zinc finger protein 883-like. The coding region runs from base 1769 to 3811 and encodes 680 amino acids. The record is from RefSeq and is a predicted model, not a curated record. Gene Ontology annotation, molecular function: DNA-binding transcription factor activity; RNA polymerase II cis-regulatory region sequence-specific DNA binding. NCBI's taxonomy places the organism in Eukaryota, Metazoa, Arthropoda, Copepoda, Harpacticoida, Harpacticidae. The transcript has 9 exons. Gene Ontology annotation, biological process: regulation of transcription by RNA polymerase II.